AUGCGACUGCAGGCGCUGCUGAGCGCUGACGGGUCGCAUGCGUUCUCCGAGGCCGUCUUCUUCUACACAGCCGCCGCCUGGCGGGACCACAACUGCAGCAGCAGCAGCAGCAGCAGCAGCAGCAGCAGCAGCGGCGGCGAGGACUCCGACGCCGACGCCGACGCCAGAGGCAGCGCGGCAGCUGCUGCACUCGCGGCGUGCGUGCGGGCCCCGCACCUGCCGCACCGCUACUUGUCGGGCGUCGCAGCGCAGGCGUGGUUCACAGCCCACGUGCCCGCAGCCGACCUGCAUCUGGCGGCCCUGUACGCGUCCACGACUGACGAUGAGUACAGACGGCUGCUGCAGCAGCUGCCGGGCUUCGCGCGGCACGCGGCGUGGCGGCUGCCGCGGCGGGCGCCGGACAGCCGGAGGUGGAUCGAAGGGACCGACGUGUUCUCUUUGGAGUGGAGGCUGGAUGUAUCUGAGAUCAAGAAGCUGUGCGAGGCGGCGCAGUGCAAGCCGGCCGGCGGCGUCGCGUCCACCACGUGGCACGAGACUGGGCACUUCGGCGGCUUCGCGUGGCGCCUGCGCCUGGCCGCCUCCAACGACCGCGGCGAAGAAGGCCCGCGGGGGCCCCCCGUUGUGACCUUCACGCUGCAGGCCCGAGCCGACCCGCCGCCGCUGACGCUGGUGGCGGCGCCGCCCGGCGGCGCCCGCGCGGCGGCAUCGGCGGCGCCGGCUGUGAUCACGCCGGCUCUCUCUUUCUCGCACUACGCCUUCCGGCGCGACUAUAUGCGCUUUGUGGCACUUGAGGACGAAAUGCCGGAGUUCUUUUCUGGCGAUCACGUUUUGCGUGCAGAUGAGCAUCAGGAGAGCUAUCGAGUCAACGGCCACGUCUUGACAGGCCAAUGGUGGCCGGAGGGGCGGCGCUGCGACAUUUUCUGGGACGCGUGGGGACCGGAGGGAAGCUGGGACGAGGAGGAGUGGUGGGAGACGCGGUUGUUUCGGGCGGACGGGGCGGUGCAGGUGAGAAUGGCGGUGUCCAGCCUGGGCUUGGACGCUGAUGCCGCGUUGCAAGAUGGAUUAAUGUGA
Messenger RNA from Monoraphidium neglectum, 1071 nucleotides. RefSeq lists its product as hypothetical. The record is from RefSeq and is a predicted model, not a curated record. Lineage: Eukaryota; Viridiplantae; Chlorophyta; Chlorophyceae; Sphaeropleales; Selenastraceae. Bases 1 to 1071 code for a protein of 356 amino acids. The transcript has 2 exons.